Messenger RNA from Pelodiscus sinensis (Chinese soft-shelled turtle), 1795 nucleotides. The record is from RefSeq and is a predicted model, not a curated record. NCBI's taxonomy places the organism in Eukaryota, Metazoa, Chordata, Testudines, Trionychidae.
UGGGAGGUCCAAAUACAAUGUGAUUGGCUGUUUAAAACAGCCUUCUUUUUGUACAUGUUCCUGUCCACAGAUCAGCAACAGCAGGAUUCAGCAGCACACAGUUUUGUCAGCAGGAUUACAACGUGAGGGGGAAAGUUUUACCAACUUACCAUUUUCUAAUAAGAAAAUGGAAGGAGACGAAUAAUUACAUCUGUACGACCAAGUGAUAACAUAAAGUCCCGAGAGAUAAGAAGAAGAAAAACAGAGACAGAUCAUCUUGCUCUGAAAAUAUUCAUUCAAAGAAGACAGUCAGAAAGACAACUAUGACAGAGUUCUGGCUAUGCUUGGGACAUCAUUUAUAUCUGCAGAAUUGGACAAUUCAACAACCAAGGGAAUCUAUGUCAUCUUCUAUUGGAAAGUUACAUGAAUUAACAGAAAACUCUGAUUUGAUGAAACUGUAAAAGGCUUCUUGGUUACAUUUACAUAACUAUUCCAACAUCUCAUUUGGUAAGAAGAAAAGAAAGUUGGACUUGUUUUUCUCAGCAGAAGUUAACUAACCCAUCUUUAAAAUAAUGAUGACAAAAAAAAGCACACCUGCAAGCAGAGCUUCCUUGAUUCUAUUUCUGAGCCAGAUGAUUGCUGCAUUGGAAGUACCUCUUGAUCCAAUACUUCUCAAAGAAUUAUCACAGCCUCCAACAAUAACUCAUCAGUCUCCAAAAAACUACAUUGUUGACCCACGAGAGAAUAUUGUAAUACAGUGUGAAGCAAAAGGAAAGCCACCUCCUAGUUUCUCAUGGACUCGUAAUGGAACUCAUUUUGAUAUAGAUAAAGAUGCACGGGUAACAGUGAAACCAAACUCAGGAACCCUUGUAAUAAACAUUAUGAAUGGUGGAAAAGCAGAAGCAUAUGAAGGCAUAUAUCAGUGUACAGCAAAGAAUGAACGUGGAGCAGCAAUUUCCAAUAACAUUGUUAUCCGAUCAUCUAGAUCCCCCUUGUGGACUAAAGAAAAAAUAGAACCAAAACAUGUCCGAGAAGGUGAUCCCCUAGUACUGCAAUGCAGCCCUCCAGUUGGCUUACCACCACCUAUAAUAUUUUGGAUGGAUAAUUCUUUCCAAAGACUGCCUCAAAAUGAAAGAGUUUCCCAAGGUCUGAAUGGAGACCUUUAUUUUUCCAAUGUAAAACCACAGGACACCCGUGAGGACUAUAUUUGUUAUGCAAGAUUUAAUCACACUCAGACUAUACAACAGAAGCAACCUAUUUCUGUGAAGGUUUUUUCAAUGGAUUCAUUGAAUGAAACUAUAUCUGCUAAUUUGAGUGACACUGAUUUUUACAGUGCCAAGCCAUUGACAGAGAGACGACCGGCACUUUUAACUCCAGUGGGGAGCACAAGUACUAAAGUGGAACUGAGGGGAAAUGUACUUUUGCUGGAGUGCAUUGCAGAAGGAUUGUGAGUUGCUUUUUCAGCCAAAGUGUUUUUUAAAUACAAAGUAGAAAUACCGAAUAAUAUUUCAGAAAGAAAAUCAAGGCAUAGAAAGUACUCAUAGCAUAAUGCUAGAUGUCAUAAUGGUUGAUAUAUUAGAUGCACAGAGACAAGCAGAUAGAAACUAAAAAGUGAGGUGUUUGUUUUCAAAACAUGAUACAUUUAUUUGGAUACUGAUAGGUUAAAAAUAUAUUUAAGACAAAAAUGAAACAACCCUUCCUAUGCUGGCCAAACUUUGCACAUCACAAAAUUACUGCACAAACUCAGAAGCAUGGAUUAUUGAUGCAUAAGAGCGGCCUGGUAGUAGAAUAGCAGGGUGCUUCAGGCUACACAUGG